AUGGAUAACAGAAACAGAGCUAAAAGAAUAGUGAAUAUGGCAUUGCAAUCUUCGCCGCCGCCAUCUUCAUCGACUUCAACAAAUGAAGAUUUUUCAAGUGAUCAUUCUUCUUACUAUCCACAGCAAAAUGUAGAAAUUUCCACAGAAUUAGAAGACAGUGAAGAUAAUGAAGAAAGAAGAGAUCCAGAAGGUCCUGUAGGUAACUUGGGGGAAAUAAAUCAUCCAGAUUCCGAUGAAACUGUCAAAGGAAGAAAAAGAGUUCGGAAUUUCGAUAGAUGGGCAAAGAAUAUAAGGAAGCGAAAAAGAACUGCAGGCCAAGAAUAUCGCAACGUACGAGGUAGUAUUGUCCCAGCUAAAGUAUUUACACCAGUUGUAUGCAGCUGUAGGUUCAAAUGCAGUGAGCAGGUUUCAUCUGAAAAUCAAGAAGCAAUACACGUAAUGUUUUAUCAGCUCACCUCAUGGGAUGCUCAAACAACAUGGUUGUGCAGCGCCAUUAUGACUUUAGAACCAAAACGCCGUAAGCAAAGACAAAAUGCUCAAAAUCCUAGCCGCAUAAAUUAUGUACGCCAAUUCAUGCUGUUGGACAAAAGAGUUUGCAAAAGUUUCUUUUUAAAGGUCAUACAAAUAUCUAACAAAAGAUUAGAUUAUGCAUUACGUAAUAAAAAAUCUGUUUCUGGAAUAGCGGAAAGAGAUAAGAGGGGACAACAUGUACCUGCUAACAAGCUGUCAGAUGAAAAGUUGAACUGGAUUAAAGACCACAUUAAUAGUUUUCCGAAAUUUGUGAGUCACUAUGGAGAAAGACGAUCAACACGAAAAUAUUUGCGCCCGGAUCUUUCAAUGAACAAAAUGUAUGAACUUUUUAAAGCAAAAUAUACUUGUAAAACCUGUGAUAUACUCGAGAUAGCAGUAAAGGCGGAAGAAGAUAUAGAAACAUGCCUAGCUAUAAGGGUACAAAAAGAUCAGCAUAUUAAACUUGCAGGCGAAGUAAGAAACAUAUUAAAUGACUGUAAAAGUAAAGUCAAAACUGAGGAAUCGUUAUUAGUAGCUACUUUUGAUCUGGAACGAACCCUGCCUCUUCCUUAUUUGAAUACUGGUGAGGUCUAUUAUUUAAGACAACUGCAAAUGCUGAACUUUGGUAUUCAUGCUUAUACUAAGGAAGGAGAAAAAGUUCUCAUGAAUAUGUGGCCAGAACAUUGUGGGGCCAGAGGCUCACAAGAAAUUAUGUCGUCACUUCACUACUUUUUAGAAGAUUCCGUGCCGGACACUGUCAAAUCACUGUGUUUUUUUAGCGACUGUUGCUCCGGGCAAAACAGAAACUGGAACGUUUUACACUUUAUGAUGUUUCUGGUUAAUAAAUCGCCAUAUCUAGAAUCGAUCACCAUGCAUUAUCUCGUCAGUGGCCAUACUUACCUGCCUAACGAUACCGACUUCUCUUUUAUAAGUCGAGAACUAAAAAAGAAGACUGAUAUCUAUACACCAGAAGAUUGGAUGAAGCUCGUCCGAGACUGCAGAAAACAAAAACCUUUUACUGUGCGAGAUAUGAAAAAUAAGUUUCUAGAUUAUGAAAGCCUCACAACACUAUUCAAAGAUUAUCAGAUUGUAUUAAGAGAAGGCGCAAAAAUUUCUAAGAUGCGGAAGAUAAAGUUUUGUAAAGGUUCAAGUAUAAUCAGUUACAAUGAUGACUACGCUGAAACAUAUGAAACAGUUGAUUUAAAACCAAAUGAUAUGGAUUCUGGAACUUUUUUUUGUAACCUAAAGAAUUAUAUACCAGAAAAAGCCCCUGAAACUAGACUAAUAUCGUAUCAAAAAAUGCAAGAUAUUAGAAAAACUCUAAAAUUCGUACCUCCUAUCCAUCAUCAGUUUUACUUGACAUUGCCACAUGUUCCUAGAAGAGGUGGCAAUCAGGAAGCACAAGAUAAUGAAAUUUUUUGCCUGCUGUAUUUGGUGAUGAUUAAUGUGAUUUUUCUUACGACAUCAAAGUGA
Parnassius mnemosyne (clouded apollo) is the source of this 1983-nucleotide messenger RNA. The record is from the annotation of a GenBank genome assembly. NCBI's taxonomy places the organism in Eukaryota, Metazoa, Arthropoda, Insecta, Lepidoptera, Papilionidae.